AUGGGCAACUGUUGUGCAUCAAGUAAAGUCUCAGUGGCAAAGAGUACGGCCGCGCGCCAGGAAAGGGGCGAGGCAGCGAAUUACCAAAAGAACUCAUUUGAGUUGCACCCUGAAAGGCCCGAGCAACCCCCAACUGAGUCACGGCGUAAUCUCUCCCAAGGUCCAGGCGAAACCCCUGAAGGGCAAGAACGAAAAUGGGUCUUAAUCCCGCUUCCAGAAGACAACACGUUUGACAACAUUGGGGUCGGUAGGGCAAGAAAGGAGGAAGAAACCCCCACCUCCGCUGCAGCGCUUGAGAAGAGUGCUCAGAAUCCGAAAAAAAACGACAACCCUGAUGAGCUGGAGAGAGCGCAAGUCUACGAUAGCCUCGAAGCAGGGGGGGUCGCAGAGUUGACACAUCCCUUGGCUGCGGGGAUCGCGCCCGGUCCAGCUCAGCCGAGAGAAACUGGCGUUCCUGCCAAGGUGGUCUCACUGGCAUUGAACGACGCACGUGAGUUGAGCACUGGCAGUGUCUGGAGCGCCCCCGAGGUGGAGCGGCACGAGGAGGGAUCGGAGAUGGAAACGGUAGCCGGGCCCACCUCCACCGCCAUUGCCAUUGCCGCCGCGCCGGCCCUGCCGCCUCCGGUGCGAUUGGGCUUCAGUGACAGUGACAGUGAGCCUGAGAGGAGUAAGUCCAAGGCGGAGGCGGAGGCGGGGAACACGCGGAGCGAGCCUGACGUGCUGGUUGCGAGUGUCAUGGUGUUGCCCGCUGUUGUAUCCGAGGCGCUGAGGGCCACAGAGGAGGAGCCGCCACGCCUCUUGAACGAUGAACAGCAAAACCAAAAACCGGACCGCGGGGAGGCAAAGGGUGAAAGUAACGCAGCUGUCAGAAUAAACGAAAAGAAAGCAAGGGACCCCGCCGAUGGUGUGGAAGAAGCUGAAGCGUCAGAAACGGUGCACCCUAGUCUCCCCUCUAAUAAUAUGAUCCACGACAAUGAAAGCAGUGUUGGUAGCGAUGGUGGUGGUGGUAGUAGUGGCGGUGGUGGCAAUUUACUCGCGCAUAUUAUCCGACAGAGUGCGGAAAAGGAACAACAUGAAUAUGCAGCAAAAGAUGUCAGGGAGGACGGUGAGCAGGGCGCGUUGAAGGCGCAUGAAAACGUUGUGGAGUUCAAUCUGGAAUUUACUGACGAAGACGGUGAAGAUGCCGGGGAACAGCACCUCUCGAGUGGGGGCUUGGCGGUCAUCAGGAACGUCGCCUCGGGUGCGGGGGCACACAAGGAGCACCCUGAUAAGGUGCUUAACUUGAGCGACGGCGAUGACUCUGUGGACAGGGCGGGUGGAGGAAGCAAGCAGGAAACCGGUGAGAGCAGUGUGUCGAAGGCGAAGAGGAACUCUGUGGGGUGCGUCGACAGCGGUAGCAGUGAUGAUGCGGGUGAACAGGAACGCUUGGUGGCGAUUUUGUCUCGCGUGCAGCCGAAGCAGGAGGAUGGGGAAAAGGAACUAGAAGAAAAAAAUGCGUCGAUGGUGCCCCUCCACGGCGGCCUCGUUGAGGCAACAAAGUUCGAGCAGCUUGUGGCACUGAAGACGACUUCCUCGCAGUGGGCGCAGCAGCCUGUGGUUGUUGCCGCCAACGACUCUCUCCCACCUGGGCGCCCCCGCAACACCGCGAUCAUCUCUCCGCUCCCUGUGACUCCCCAGAGCAAGGGCAGCAUUGACGACUAG
Trypanosoma conorhini is the source of this 1701-nucleotide messenger RNA. RefSeq lists its product as uncharacterized. Lineage: Eukaryota; Euglenozoa; Kinetoplastea; Trypanosomatida; Trypanosomatidae. The record is from RefSeq and is a predicted model, not a curated record. The transcript has a single exon. The coding region runs from base 1 to 1701 and encodes 566 amino acids.